Molecule: messenger RNA, 693 nt
Organism: Alternaria hordeiaustralica
Lineage: Eukaryota; Fungi; Ascomycota; Dothideomycetes; Pleosporales; Pleosporaceae
Exons: 2
Coding region: 1-693 (230 amino acids)
Cellular component (GO): endoplasmic reticulum
Molecular function (GO): dol-P-Man:Man(5)GlcNAc(2)-PP-Dol alpha-1,3-mannosyltransferase activity
Source: RefSeq, a predicted model, not a curated record
AUGGGUAUUCUCAUGGUCAUGAAACUGGGUGGAAGAGAAGCCUUGACACAGGCCAUGAUCAUCGUACAGGUUUCGGUUUUGUAUGGCUACCCCUUCAGGAAGCGCGCACCAAGCUAUUUCGCCCGCGCUUUCGAGCUCAGCCGUGCCUUCCUGUACAAAUGGACCGUAAAUUGGCGCUUCGUCCCGGAAUCUACGUUCCUCUCACGCCCUUUCGCCAUUGGCUUACUCGCUCUGCAUGUUGGCCUCCUCAUCUGGUACGCGCGAACCCGCUGGAUCAAGCCCUCGAAGCGCAAUGUCAAAGAAUUCCUUAAGCUCUGUAUUCCAGCUAUUGAGCCUCGGGAUCAGGACACCAUGUCCAGCAAAACCACCCCAGAUUUCAUUAUGACGACGAUGCUGACCGCGAUGACCAUUGGCUUACUGUGCGCGCGUAGUCUACACUACCAGUUCUACGCGUAUGUCGCGUGGUGCACGCCGUUCUUGCUGUGGAAAGCAGGGUUCAAUCCAGCCGUGGUAUAUGCAUUAUGGGGCGCGCAAGAAUGGGCGUGGAAUGUGUAUCCGAGUACAUCGGCAAGCUCGGCGACGGUCGUGGGCGUUCUAGCGAUUACGGUCGCGGGCGUAUGGUGGGGAACGAGGAAGGAGUACGAGGGCGUGACGAAGGGUAUAAUUGAGGAGGACCAUGCGCACGCCGAGUGA